Anthostomella pinea is the source of this 912-nucleotide messenger RNA. The record is from the annotation of a GenBank genome assembly. NCBI's taxonomy places the organism in Eukaryota, Fungi, Ascomycota, Sordariomycetes, Xylariales, Xylariaceae.
AUGCCCCGAGCCGGCCAGACGACAUACUCUACUUCUUCCUCUUCAAGCACUGCUUCCGCCGGCUCCGCCUCUGGGUCCGCGUCCACGAGACAGAGGAAAGCUCCCCUUACUGCUCUCAAGGGGACGAAGAAGGCGACUGGAGGUUCUAAUUCUCUACCCGAAGGCCCUACCGAGGCCGAAGCCGAGGAGGCAUUGACGAUGUCGUGGGCGGCGCGCAACCAGUGGGUUGUGCUCGCGAUUGCGAGCGGUGCCUGUGCGGCGUUCAACGGCGUGUUUGCGAAGUUAACUACGAAUGGCUUGACGACCGAUAUCUCGCAGGCGGUCUCGGUAUUCUUUGGACUUGGGAACUUUGAGAAGAUUCUUGAGGUUGUUGUCCGUUGCGGUCUCAUAUCAGGACGCCAAGCCAUUGAUAUCAAAGGGACUUUCCAGACUGACUUCCAUGCAACACAGAUCUGCUUCGGUCUAAACCUAGUAUUCAACGGCAUAAUGUGGACCCUCUUCACCCAAGCCCUGGCCAAGGGCACCUCCACCACCCAAGUGUCCAUCAUGAACACAUCGACCAACUUCAUGAUCACCGCGGUCCUGGGCUUCGCCAUCUUCGCCGAGUCGCUGCCGCCGCUGUGGUGGGCCGGCGCCGCCCUGCUCGUCGCGGGCAACGUCAUCAUCGGGCGCAAGGAUGAGACGGUUACCGCAGUUGAGGAAGACCCCGUCUCCCCUUCUGCUGCUUACCAAGACGAGGUUGAUGAGGUUGACGAUGGUGGUGAUGCUGUGACGGCAGCUGAGAGUGGCGAGGGGCUAGAGGGCGAUGGGACUAUUCCGCUGCGGCCUGGGGGCUUGUUGCCGGUGGAGAAGGAUGAGGAGGAUGAGGAUGUGGCUUUGCUUGGGGACCUCGAUGCGCCGAGUGAGCGGUGA